Syngnathus typhle (broad-nosed pipefish) is the source of this 5936-nucleotide messenger RNA. It is a transcript of the gene dhfr, whose product is annotated as dihydrofolate reductase. Gene Ontology annotation, biological process: glycine biosynthetic process; dihydrofolate metabolic process; folic acid metabolic process. Gene Ontology annotation, cellular component: mitochondrion. The coding region runs from base 267 to 1121 and encodes 284 amino acids. The record is from RefSeq and is a predicted model, not a curated record. The transcript has 6 exons. Lineage: Eukaryota; Metazoa; Chordata; Actinopteri; Syngnathiformes; Syngnathidae. Gene Ontology annotation, molecular function: dihydrofolate reductase activity; NADP binding.
AGCCUGUGAUAGGAAAAGUUCAGGGCCAGUUAUUUGAGUUCCUCGAGAGAAACGGGCUAAUAUAAGGAUAUCGUUUUUUAUUUAUUCAUCAUCAUUAUUAUUAUCAUUAAGCAUUUAGUCUGUAACUGCCGUAUAUCUUGUCAUAACCUUCGACCCAGCAACGCCCCCUAGAUCCGGAGGUAUACUGCCAAAAAACAGGAAAGAAGAAGAAGCAGCAGCAGCAGCAGCAGCAGCAGCAGAAGAAGAAGAACUGUCGCUACAAUAAUAUGCCUCUAAUAUUGAACGGUAUUGUGGCAAUGUGUCCAGAUUUGGGAAUAGGCAGAGACGGACAUCUCCCAUGGCACCCCACAAGACUAAAUGAUGAAUUCAAAUACUUUCGGAAGAUGACUGCCACGGCAUCUGUGGAAGCUAAGAAAAAUGUGGUGAUAAUGGGCAGGAAGACAUGGUUUUCCAUCCCAGAAAAAAACAGACCUUUAAACAAAAGGAUCAACAUCGUCCUCAGUCGACAACUGAAGGUUCCCCCUACUGGCGCCCAUCAUCUGGCUCCUGAUUUCUGCUCAGCUCUCAGGCUGAUUGACACUGAACUGUCAGACCAGGCUGAUCAGGUCUGGGUUAUAGGAGGUAGCUCACUGUACAAGGAGUUGAUGCUGAGCCAAGGCACCAAAAGGUUAUUUGUCACGCAAGUCCUGAAACAGUUUCCAUGUGACACAUUCUUCCCUGAAUUCUGCUCAGACAAGUACAAUCUUCUACCUGGGGCGAAUCUCGCACACGAACUCCCCGGAUACAGACAGCACGUAACGUGUCCCACCAGAGGGGCACAGACUCUGGACCACUGCUACACCGUGAUCAAGGAUGCAUACCACUCUGCGGCUCGUGCAGCUUUAGGACUCUCGGACCACUGUCUAGUUCAUCUGAUCCCGGCCUACAGGCAGAAACUAAAAACUUCUAAGCCUGUGGUGAGGACUGUGAGGAAGUGGACAGUGGAGUCAAGGCAGGACCUCCAAGCCUGCUUUGACUGCACCGAUUGGGGAGUUUUCGAAGCUGCAACUUCAGACUUGCAUGAACUCACUGACACUGUCGCAUCAUACAUCAGUUUUUGUGAGGAUCUGUGUGCAGACUAAGACCUUCUCCACGUACAACAACGACAAACCUUGGUUUACACCGAACCUCAGGAGGCUGCGCAAAGUCAAGGAGGAGGCCUACAGGAGUGGCGACCGCGACCUGUUCAGGCAGACCAGAAACACACUGAACCGAGAGGUCAGGAAAGCCAGGAGGUGUUACGGGGAGAACCUGAAGAGACACCUCUCUGCCAAUCCUGAUCCCUCAACAGUGUGGAAAGGUCUGCAGAGCAUCACGGGCUACAAGAAACGAACCCCCCGUCCUGUGGAGAGCCCAAGGCUUGCUAACCAGCUAAACAAGUUCUACCGCAGGUUUGAUCGGUCCUUCCACACAACGGGACUUCCUGCAGCACAAUCUACAUACUCACCUCUCCCCACAACUGCUCUGUCCACACCUCUAUCAUCGUUGUCACAUACUCUCUCUCUUGCAGAGGCCGCGCCCGCACUCCAUAUCCGCGAGGAGGAAGUGCGCCAGAUGUUCCGGAGACAAAAGACCAGGAAGGCACCGGGCCCAGACGCCGUGUCACCUUCCAGCUUGAAAGUCUGCGCUGAGCAGCUGGCGCCCACCUUUGCAUGGAUCUUCAACCGUUCUCUGGAGCUGUGUGAGGUGCCCUCGUGCUUCAAGAGCUCCACCAUCGUUCUAGUGGCCAAGAAGCCCGCCAUCACAGGUUUGAAUGACUAUAGACCCGUCGCACUGACAUAUGUGGUCAUGAAAUGUUUCGAGAGGUUAGUGCUGAACCACCUGAAGGAGGUCACGGGCCUGGGACGGCACUACAUCCUGCACCACCUGGACACCCCAGGAACGUACGCAAGGAUCCUGUUCGUGGACUUCAGCUCGACGUUCAACACAAUCGCUCCUGACAUCCUCCAACAGAAGCUCAUCCAGCUUGCGGUGCCUGCCUCCACCUGUCAGUGGAUCACCAGCUUCCUGACCAACAGGAGAGAGCGUGUGAGGCUUUGAGGGCAUCACAUCUGACACCCGGACCAUCAAUACUGGAGCCCCUCAGGGGUGCGUCCUAUCCCCACUGCUCUUCUCUCUCUACACCAAUUAUUUCUUCUCAGGUGACUCUCCUGUGAAGCUCCUGAAGUAUGCAGACGACACCACUCACAUCAGACUGAUCCAGGAUGGUGAUGAGACGGCGUACAGACAGAAGGUGGAGCGGCUGGUCCACUGGUGCAGCCAAAACCAUCUGACCAUCUGACAUCAGCUGACGUCAGCUGCGCGACGGCGCGUCAGCAGCGCGGCGGUUGUUUACAUAAAGGACAAAGAUUGACUCGACGGAACUCUCUUUCACUUCCGUGGAUUGAAGUCGGGGGCCGGCGCUCGGCCGGGUUGCAGUCCAGGGACGGUGGAUCAGGCUCGGACAAUGCUUUUACGCACGCCCGCUCCUACUCUACCGAGCUGUCUUUCACCACCGUGGAUGGAAAUCGAGGGCCGGUGCUCAGCCGGGUGGCUGUCCGAGGACGGUGGAUGGGGCUCGGUCAUGGCUUUUACGCACGCCCGGUCCUAUUCUAUGGAGCUCUCUUCCACUUCCGUGGCUGAAAGUCCACGCCGCCACACGCCUGUAAGUUUGUUUUGUUAAAUAAACAGCCGUUUACCAAACCCACGUCUUUCCUUGAACUUUGUUAACGCUACAAUAUAGUUGUAUAGUAGAUCUGUGGAAUAACGACGAGGCUGACGUCAGGGCGCACGCGCGGCAAUGUUGACAAAGGACGAGGAAUUUGAUCGAUGGAUUUAAUGAUUUAGAGUGCACAGAUGGUUUGAUAACAUUAUUGCUUAUAUAAUAGUUGUUUGAUAUAUAAUUUAUAUAUCGUUAUAUGGGCCUGUGGAAUAUUUUGAAGUGCAAGAGCCGUCAGCGGCCGAACGCAUUGUUGACAAAGGACGAUUGAUGGAUUUAAUGAAUUGGAGUGCCGCAGAUGGUUUUAUAAACGUGUUAUUUAUGUAAUAGUUUUUUGAAUAACUCUGAAUUUUACGUCAGGGCCGUUCUCAGCUCUUAAUUUGUGUUUAUGUCACGUUAGCAUACCUAUCGUUUAGCCUGUUGUUGCUUGUUCAUGACUGUUCUUGGUGUUGGAUUUUGUCAAAUAAAUUGCCCCCCAAAAUGAGACUUAUACUCCGGAGCGACUUGUAUGUUUUUUUUCACUUUUUUGGGCAUUUUAUGGCUGGUGCGAUUUAUACUCCGGGGCGACUUAUAGUCAGAAAAUUACGGUAAUGAAUGUUAGGGUGUUGCUCACUCUAACUUUUUUUGCAAUAACCACACUGGAGUCAAGUUAGUCGUUUUAGGCACCUGCAGGCGGAGAGUUCACUCGUCGCUGUGCUUACAGCGAUGGUCGAAUGAAGUCUGACUCAGGCCUCGUCAGGUGCUUAUUUAUUGAGAGAAACAGAGUGGGGUUGAAAGUGGGGGUUUGGGAAUACACAGGUUGGGCUGCUGAUCAAAGCAUAGCAGGGGGCCUUUUACGACUUUCUGUAAACAAAGCAACUUUGAUUGCUUCCUCUGCGUUUAGUCAAUCAGUGGUAAACUAAUUUUGUCUAGACAGGACAAACUAAUUAAAUUAUUACAGGUUACAUUCCAACAUAAUCAUACGAUGAAGAUAUUCUGCAAACCCUAACAUAUCCCUCCUGUUUUAUCAUAUGAUUAUGUCAACCUCGAUCAAUCAAACAUAAGUAAGAAAAUACAAUGAAAGCAAUAACUUCCAGUGAAGAUGAGGUUUUUCCUCAAUACUCCAGUCCAAAGUAUGUGCAACUCAAAAAACCUGCGGCCAGAUUAUGUGCAGGAAAAGAGUUACACGGUCCCUCUGCCUUAGGCGACCAGACUGUUAUCAAUCAAGAUAAAAAACUGCUCGUGAUUGUUCAGCCGUUGGGGGCUUGGCACGCCCACUGGUGGAGGGUGAGCACGAUUCUCACCCCCUUCGCAGAUCUGCUCCGUCCGGGGAGAAUUUGGGAAUGUCUGCUGCGUGGUAGUUGUCUUCAGUGGCUCAGGGUGGACUACCUGGCCACCAAGGGGGAAGAGGAUUAUUCUGCCUCUGUAUGAACUGGGGCGGGGACUGUCGAUGGCUGAUCUGGUUCCUUGCAGGAACCCUUCACUGGGGCGCACUGGGACAGAUGAUACCACGAUCCUCCUUUGCCGGCCAGCCGGACGGCAUGUGAGAUGGGCUCAUUCGAGAUGUUUCUUCCGCUCCUCCCAUCACUGUGUGUUGAAUUCUUACGUGUCCUGUUAAGACUCCAAAAACAAUUACAUUUGACAAAACAUUGAAUCUUACAGUAGAUGAAAUCAUUCUACUACCCCACCGUUUUGACACAUUCACGUAAUGUGUCAGUAGCGUCGUUGGGGAGCGAAAAGGACCAGCAAGGUGUCUCGGACACAUUAUCAUACCCAUCCCAGCUGGACUAGAUGGUCCUGUCUUGUCCAGCCACAGGAAACGGGCCUUCUCCAUUGAACCAUUUGACGUCAAUGGUGCCCCUGAGUAAUCAUCAAAUCCUAUUCAUCUCGAUUUGUACUACACUUACAGGCGAGAGGGAUCUUAUCUUCAAUUGUGAUCACGUCGCCUCCACAUCAACCUACCUAGGCCAUUCAUAUGCGCGCACACACGUACAAACUAACAGACACAAAGGCACCCAUUCAUUCACCAUCACAUCUCAACCUCUGUCCCACCUUCCAACAUCCGUGGAGACAAUGGAACAGAACGGUCCAUGUGCAACACCACAGGAGCCGUCUCCCACAGCCUUUUCACACCACAAUACCACACUCCCCCUGCUACAGUCCAGCCUCAGUGGAGACAAUGGAAGGCAGGAAGGCACAGGUGAGACACCGGAGUCGCAAGCUCCUGCAAUCCUUCCACAAACCAAUUACAACAAAAGCCCAAAUCAUUUAUUUCCAUUUGGGAGGAUUACAACGGCCAAAUUUUACAAAUGACAAACCUCAAGACGCGACGCAGGUCCUGGAACCACAUCGACGACCGCCAAACGCAAAUGCCGGGUCAAGGACUGUUCUUCGCCUGUUCUUUGCAACUCUUGUAGUCAAUUCUAUUGCCCUUUUGAACUGGGUAGAUAGGGGUGUUUGCGAGAAGAGUUUGAGCACUUCCUAAUGAUUCCCCCUAACCAAAGACCAUUUAUGACAGGGGUUAUCCCAUUUAUUGCCUCCUGUUUUAGAGGAGAUUCUCUGGUCUUUGUCGGAUCUGGGCUGGGGGAAUGGAUGUUAAGUCCUGUAGCAAAUGGUUCCUUUGAUCAGUCAAACAAAUGUUGAUUAGCCUAAGCGCGUGCCCUUCCAAACACGUACAGCACUUCCUCAUAGCUUCUUUAGUCAUUUUUCAAUCAUCUUCCAAUUGUUUACAGCACAAGUUAGAAAAGCUCGAGAAAAUUUUAACGUAAUAGCAUGACGCCAAAUGUGUUAGAGAAUCCAUAUGUCGUAAAGUGUUGUAUUUUUACUAUCUUUCACUAUCUGUCCUACUCACUCCCCCCUUCUGAGGCUUGGCAUCGCCCAUGCCUCACACCUUGACAAACCUUUUUGGGAGAAUGUGUUCUUUACUACAUAUGAGUCCAUCAUUUAAUUUGACUUCCUUUCCAAAACGCUUCUCAAUAUCCCACUUCACACAUCUUCUGCAUGUGUUACUGGUUCUCCAGUUUUUUUUUUUUUAGCAUUUAACUUAGAUUUCGUUGCACGUGUUACAAUGACAAAUAAAGAUCUACCUAUCUACUCAAAAUCACUCUUCCUUCAAAGUCGCUCGACUAAUUUUCCAUGGUAGCCUCCAACAACUUCAACCACUCAAGCUGUAUUUUCCUUUCAGUCAGGCAUUCAGUCAUCAAUGCUCAUUUGCAUCUCA